Molecule: messenger RNA, 1540 nt
Organism: Drosophila guanche
Lineage: Eukaryota; Metazoa; Arthropoda; Insecta; Diptera; Drosophilidae
Gene: Dph2
Product: 2-(3-amino-3-carboxypropyl)histidine synthase subunit 2
Exons: 2
Coding region: 63-1517 (484 amino acids)
Biological process (GO): protein histidyl modification to diphthamide
Molecular function (GO): 2-(3-amino-3-carboxypropyl)histidine synthase activity
Source: RefSeq, a predicted model, not a curated record
AGGCCGAACAAAAGCGAAUCUUUGUUUUUUUAAUGCGAUUUUAAGCAGAAAAAUAUUCCAAAAUGACAACCUUGCAAACAGAAACAGCAUCUGGAUCUGCUGCAUCUGCAUUUUCCAGCUCGGACACAGCCGCACUGGAGCGCGAGACAGAGCUGCAGGCCGAGGAGCAAGUCACAUUCGAACAAAUCUGGAAUGAAACGCACAGAAAAGUGAGCAGCGGAUGGAUACGACAGAAUGGGUUCAAAAGGAUCUGCCUGCAAUUCCCGGAUGACUAUUUGCCGCACAGCAAUGCCAUCAGCGUUAGCCUGAAGGAACUGCUGACUCCCGAGGACGUCAAGGUGUUCAUUAUGGCGGACACCACAUACGGCAGCUGUUGCGUGGACGAGAUAGCAGCAGCCCACGUGGAGGCAGACAGUGUUAUCCACUUUGGCAACGCCUGCCAGAGCAAGGCCAGCCGCUUGCCUGUGCUCUACAUGUACCCGCAGCUGCCGUUGGAUGUGCCAAGGAUGAUGGAGACGCUGACCGCCUCGCUACAGGCCGAGUGCAAGGAGCGUGUGGUGUGUGUUUAUCUGGACAUUGGCUAUCACCAUUUGCGCGAUCAGCUGGGCGAGGAGAGUAGUCUCUACAAACAGCUCACGGAGGCACUGCAGCCGAAAGAACUCGUUCUGGAGGUGUACCCGCUGGCCGAGGAGGAAGCGGAUGCCUCCAAGCAGCAUCCAAAGUCGGCCAGCGAGCGCAUCUGCUUAUUCGUGGGCAACGAUAACCAACGCUUUGCGAAUCUCUCUCUGACCGCGCCGGCGCUCCAGUGGCACAUCUUCGACGGAGCCAGCGGCACGCUCAGCGCAAAGAAUCCCCUGACCGCGCAGUACAUACGCAGGCGCUACUUCUACAUUGAGAAGUGCAAGGAUGCGCAGACCCUGGGCCUGAUUGUGGCCACCCUGACGGCUGAGGGGUACCUCGAUGUGGUCGCACGCCUCCAGGCCAUGGCCAAAGGGCGGGGCAUCAAGACGCAACUGAUAUCCGUGGGUCGCAUCAAUCCGGCAAAGCUGGCCAACUUCCUGGAGAUCGAUUGCUUCGUGCUGAUCGGCUGCCCCUUCAACAACAUGUACAACUCCAAGGACUACUACAAGCCGAUUGUGUCCGUCUUUGAGGCCGAAAUGGCGCUGAAUCCCGCCUGGCACAUGAAGUACCCCGAGGCGUAUGUGACGGAUUUCAAGGAGCUGCUGCCCGCGGGACGCAGCUUCCUGGCCUACGAUGAGCAGGCGGUGCCCGAGCAUGAUGUGAGUUUGGUCAGCGGUCGCAUGCGGGGCGCAGCCAACGCGUCGCUCGAGACAGCGGACGACCCGGCCUCGUUGGCUGUGGCGACACAAGCCAAAAUGGCGCUGAUGACCACCAACACGGGGCUCACGUUCGAGGAUCGUACCUGGCAGGGCCUGGAUCCGGCACUGGGACAGACGGAGCCAGCAGAGCUGCAGCCCGGCCUCAGUGGCAUUCCAAUCAAAUAUUCCCAUCAAUAAAUGAAGCUUCAAAUGGAUCGUAA